UUGGCCCUUGGUACCCUUAAAAGGGCCCAGCAGUCCAGGCAGUGCAUUUCUGGACCCUCUAAGGAUUCUGUGGUUAUAGUCACUCCUCAUCGUCAAUCAUGAGAUUCCUGGCUUUCCUCCUUCUGGCAGCUCUGGCUGGGUCCCUGGUCUGUGCCCAAGAUGCCACCUCUGAGCCCACGGAGACUGCUCCUGACGAGGACCCUACAAGCCCUGAACUUGAGAGUCCAACUACAGAGGAAUCUUCUUCGCCUCAGGAGACAGACCCAGAAGCCCACGGGACUUCGGCAGCAGAUCAGUGGGUAAACAGGGUCCUCUCACCAAUUCCAGUGCUAAAUGUCCUGAAAGCUGCGUUAGAUAGAAGUUUCUUGCUAGCACGGAAGGCCGCAGAAACAGCAGAAAGAAGAGUGAAAGAAAGAAUUCAAGGUGGAUUUGACUAUCUUACAAGGGAGGCAUAGAAACUCGGGUCCCAACAAUUGGCUUUGAGAAGCUGAAAAGAAUGGAAUCCCUGGACUUAAUGCCUUAAACAUGUUUGUGGCCCAGAUCAAUUAAACUGAAAGCAUGAAA
Rhinolophus ferrumequinum (greater horseshoe bat) is the source of this 564-nucleotide messenger RNA. It is a transcript of the gene LACRT, whose product is annotated as lacritin. The transcript has 5 exons. The coding region runs from base 99 to 455 and encodes 118 amino acids. The record is from RefSeq and is a predicted model, not a curated record. NCBI's taxonomy places the organism in Eukaryota, Metazoa, Chordata, Mammalia, Chiroptera, Rhinolophidae.